Molecule: messenger RNA, 4800 nt
Organism: Oncorhynchus tshawytscha (Chinook salmon)
Lineage: Eukaryota; Metazoa; Chordata; Actinopteri; Salmoniformes; Salmonidae
Product: extended synaptotagmin-2-A
Exons: 23
Coding region: 436-3123 (895 amino acids)
Biological process (GO): lipid transport
Molecular function (GO): lipid binding
Source: RefSeq, a predicted model, not a curated record
AAGAGAUUGGUAGAAGCUAGUGACGACCCUGAAGUAGUACAGAACGCAAACGUGAGCUGGGAGAGGAAUGCGUUGAAAGAGUGCGGCUGCUGUAGGUUAUUGCAAGUGGAGGACUACCCGAACUCUGCGUGGUAUGAGGGAAGCAGCGUGAUAUUAUUGAAGAAUGAGACAAGAAAAUUAGGCAAAUGAGAUGGUUGCGCGUAUACUUUAUUGCAGCGUGGAAGAAUAAUCAAUGCCCACUUUUUCCAGGGCAAAAUGGGCUCAGAUGCGGUUGAACUAACGUGAGCGCAAUCUGGGGUUGACUCCGAGAGGCUCUGCGCGCUCUCUGCGCAGGAGGUUUAACAUUGGUGACAGUUUAAUAAAGAAUAGAAAAAGCUUCUGUUGUUGAGGUCUUUACUCCAACAUCCCAUCAAAACUGUGGGCGCAAAGAAACGAAUGUCAAUAGACAGUAUGACGGCCGUACGAAGCGCCCAUGCACAUAAUGGGAGCUCUGCUGGAUCAAAGGAGGAUGGACAAAACACACCGAGCCCGGUUAACACCGGCCCCAAUACAAACGUAUUUCCACCGGCAGACACCGGCGAAGACAAGUCUGGGUCUUCCGUCGGUGAACUAACUCAGACAUGGAUUCAGUUUACAAAGACAUUCGUGCUCAUUUUUCCCAUAUAUGUUUUGGGAUAUUUUGAAUUCAGUUUCAGUUGGCUCUUAAUAGGACUUGUAAUAUUUUUCUGGUGGAGGAGAAACACAGGAUGCAAGAACACCCGACUGUACAGAGCCUUGGCGUUCUUUGAACAGGAAGAGAGAACUGUCAAACAAAGUCUGACAGCUUCUGAUUUGCCAUCAUGGGUCAACUUCCCAGAUGUGGAAAGAGUAGAGUGGCUGAACAAGACUGUGAGACAGAUGUGGCCGUAUAUUUGUCAGUUCAUAGAGAAGCUGUUCCGCGAGACUAUCGAGCCGGCCGUGAAGGGAAUCAACUCCCACCUCAGCACGUUCCGCUUCAGCAAGAUCAACAUGGGGGACAAGCCUUUAAGGAUCAACGGGGUCAAGGUUUACACAGAGAAUGUGGACAAGCGUCAGAUCAUCAUGGACCUACAGAUCAGUUUUGUUGGAAAUACUGAAAUUGAUGUGGACAUCAAAAGAUACUACUGCAAAGCUGGUAUUAAGAGCAUACAGCUCCAUGGAGUGUUGAGAGUAGUCAUGGAGCCAUUGCUAGGUGACAUGCCCCUGAUAGGAGCCUUGUCCCUGUUCUUUCUGAAGAAACCCCUUUUGGACAUCAACUGGACAGGCCUCACCAAUAUACUAGACAUUCCUGGGCUCAAUGGCUUGUCUGACAGUCUAAUUCAGGACAUGAUCUACAGCUACCUGGUGUCACCCAACCGCAUCACUAUCCCACUGGUGGGGGAUGUAGAACUUGCUCUGCUACGUUUCCCUAUGCCAAAAGGAGUCCUGAGGAUUCACUUCCUGGAGGCUCAGGACCUGGAAGGGAAGGAUAAAUUCCUGGGUGGCCUGAUCAAGGGGAAGUCUGACCCUUACGGCGUCCUCCAUAUUGGAAACCAGCUCUUCCAGAGCAAGACCGUCAAAGAGAGCCUGCACCCCAAAUGGAACGAAGUUUACGAGGCACUGGUAUAUGAGCACUCAGGCCAACACCUGGAGAUUGAGUUGUUUGAUGAGGACCCAGACAAAGAUGAUUUCCUGGGGAGCCUGAUGAUCGAUAUGAAAGAGCUUCACAAAGAGCAGAAGGUAGAUGAGUGGUUUGACCUGGAAGAAGUCUCCACGGGGAAACUACACAUGAAACUGGAGUGGCUCUCUCUGCUCUCUACCCCUGACAAGAUGGACCAGGUAUUAAGGAGUGUGCGAGCUGACCGCAACCUGGCCAAUGAUGGACUCUCGUCUGCUCUGCUGGUGGUGUACUUGGACUCAGCCAAGAACCUGCCGAGCAACCUGUUUAAUUUCAACCAUGACGUGUUGAAGCAAGCCUCUGUCUUUAAGUCCCGGAAGUCCGGCAAGAAAACGAGCAGUGAACCAAGUCCUUGCGUUCAUUUCACAGUUGGGAACAAAUCAUUUGAGAGUAAGAUCCGCCAUAAAACCAAUGAGCCCAUGUGGGAGGAAGCUUUCUCCUUCCUCAUCCAUAACCCCAGGAGGCAGGAGCUGGAAGUGGAGGUGAAGGACGACAAGCACAAGUGCACCCUGGGUAACCUUACAGUCCCCUUGAGUGGUCUAUUGGUGGAAGAGGACAUGAUGUUCACUCAGCAAUUUUCCCUGAGGAACUCUGGACCCAGCUCCACACUCAAACUGAAGUUGGCACUCAGGGUUCUGUUUCUGGAGAAGCAGACGCGUGCGUCGGAACAGCCCUCCUCUGUCCAAGUGAGGAAAGCCAGCGUGGUCAACCCCAUCGUCCCCUCCCAGAGACUCUCCACAUCGGAGUCACCUCUUCCCCCAGACACCAACCCCCCAACACCACCAAUGGAGGCCGCCACCUACACCCUCCAUCGCAGAGAGGAGCAGAGGGAGGAGCUGUACGCAGGCAGCCCCAUCAGGAGCACCUCCAUCAGGAGCACCUCCAACCUGAACACCACCAUAUCCAGCUCCCAGAAACACCUGCCCCACAAGGACUCCAUGGCCAGCCUGGCUUCGGACAUCUCCCUGCCCUUCGCCACCCUAGAGCUGCAGCAGAGGCUCAGGCAGCUGCAGAAUGGGUCUGCCCCUAGUCCAUACCCCAUGGGGGAGAUUCAACUGACUGUCCGUCACAGCUCCCAGAGGAACAAGCUCAUCGUGGUGGUGCAUGCCUGUCGAAACCUCAUUGCGUUCGCCAAGGAUGAAUCAGAUCCUUUCAUUCGGAUUUAUCUGCUCCCUGACAAGAGCCGGACAGGCCCGAGGAAGACCGGCAUCAUAAAGAAAACCCUGAACCCUGUGUAUGAUCAAACGUUUGAGUUUAGUGUGUCCAUGGUGGAGCUGCACAGGAGAACUCUGGACAUCGCUGUGAAGAAUGGAGGAAGUAUACUGUCCAAACACAGAGGACUCCUCGGGAAGGUGAUGGUGGAUUUGAGUGGUGAGGAUAUAUCCAAGGGCUGGACGCAAUGGUAUGACCUCACUGAAGAUGGUAGCCGCAAAACGGUCCAGGCAUAGAGAGGGACAUAGGAAGACCUUCACCUCCAUAAUCAUAAACACACAUCCUGCUGUUUCAACCCUAGUGACAUUCAAUUCAAAAAGGCUUUAUAGGCAUGACAAAAAUCACAUUUUGUAUAUCCAAUUGACAUUCAUAGAAACACACCACUCUGCUUUCAUUUAGUGUUAUCACUUAUCAAAGGGGACAUCAUUUUAAUUUUCUUAGUUUUUUUCCCCUUUCAUUUGUGUUUUAUAUCAUGUUGACGCAUGUAGAGAUACAACUUGAAGUGUCGCUGCAACGUGCUGUUCCUGCACUAUUGAAAGAUGUCAAAGUUUCACAAAAUUGUCCUGAUUUUGGUUAAUGUGUCAUAAAGCACAUUUACUGCCUUGUUUUCUAACUUGUUCAGUGUUUAUAUAUGCAUAAAUGGACUAAAUCGUUUUCAUUGUUAUUUGUUACUAUUGAAGGAAAUUACGUUGGAAUCCUAUUUGUUUUCUUUGACAUUGAAUGGACUGCAUAUCUAUUGAUGUGACUGUAAUUCCCAUCAAAAGGACAGAUAUUGCUACUAUGGAAGUUACAAGAUGUAAACAAGGAUGACCAGUUAAUUUGUUUUAUAUGUUUUUGUCAUGCAGUGUUAUUUGGUCUAUGUUUACUUUUGCCUAUUUUCUUCAUGCUAACGGUAAUCAAUUACUCCUACAGUGAUCAAAAGUCCUACCACUGGAUUCACAUUUAAAAAAUAUAUAUAAAAUGAUUGUUCAGUAUAUUCUAUACUGUAUAUUUUGAAGGAUCCAGUGCAAUUUAGAAUUAUGUUCAGAUGAAGGGGUAUGUCAGGGCGGGGAUAUGUUCUGCUCUGGUGUACAGUAAUAGUAUAUCUAAACAGAUAAGAGUUUGAGUUGUUUAUUGUACUAAAUCAUUUGUAAAUGAAUAGAGGACCAUAUAUGAAUGGUCUCUUACACCAGACACAUUAUGCCAUUUUUCAAAAAAAAAAAAUUGCAACAUUGUGUGAAGUUUUGUUUUUAUUUUGUCGAAUGAUGACAGAAUGUGCCAUAGGCUACUCCUGUACGUAUAAGCCAUGCAAUGCUGUUUUUAUCUUGAAACACGUUCAUAUUAUGCAUUACAAACAUCUUAAAUACUCUGUCAGUUAUCUUUCCUGUGCCUUAACACCUUCACACUUACUGUACAAAUGUACAUGAAACAUUAAGGAAUCAAGUUCUCACAUUUGGAAUAAGUAUAUUCAUGGUUUGUUUUGAAUAAUAAAAGAGAUGUUUCUCUUUAAUAAAAAAAAAAGGUUAAUUUAAAGUUAUGUGUAAUGACUAGAUUUCCCUGUGAAAAUUUGACUGGUCCUAAAUACAUUGUAAGCCUUUGUAAGACUUUCUAUGUCUGAGAGUAUGUAUCUAACUAGGUCCUUGUUUUGCUGUACAUAAGCUCCAUCUAGUGGUUUUUCAGACGCAACUUUAGUUGAGGUUCUUUUAAUUUAUAAUGACUUACUAUUGUGUUACUUUAUCAUUUAAAAAUAACCAAUACAAAUGAGAGAGACACUAACACAAUGUGUGUGUGUUUACAGAUUACUUUAAAGGCCCGGCCCAGAGCAGUCAAUCUUUAUUUUCUGUAUAAGGUUGAAAUAAAACUGUGAAAUUGUCAAAAUGAUGAUCACGCCCUUUUAGUGUAAGAGCUGUUUAAAUAAAUUGCAUGACAUUCCA